Phodopus roborovskii (desert hamster) is the source of this 1236-nucleotide messenger RNA. It is a transcript of the gene Limd2, whose product is annotated as LIM domain containing 2. Gene Ontology annotation, cellular component: actin cytoskeleton; plasma membrane. The record is from RefSeq and is a predicted model, not a curated record. Gene Ontology annotation, molecular function: actin filament binding. The transcript has 5 exons. Lineage: Eukaryota; Metazoa; Chordata; Mammalia; Rodentia; Cricetidae. Gene Ontology annotation, biological process: actin filament bundle assembly. The coding region runs from base 190 to 576 and encodes 128 amino acids.
GCGGGGGCGGCGCCGCGGCGAGGCGGCGGCUGCCGCUCGGGGACCACUGGCAGCGGCGGCAGCUCGCGCCCGCGCCUCUCGCACCCGAGGCGGCCCCCAGCGAGCGACCCCCGCCCCGCGGCGCAGGCCGGGCCCGAACCCUCCUGGCGCGGCGUCUCCACCCAGGCCGCCAACCACCUCCGAAGAGCCAUGUUCCAGGCUGCCGGAGCCGCCCAGGCCACCCCCUCUCAUGAAGCCAAAGGCAGCAGUGGCAGCAGCUCGGUGCAGCGCUCCAAGUCCUUUAGCUUGCGGGCUCAGGUGAAGGAGACCUGUGCAGCCUGCCAGAAGACUGUGUACCCUAUGGAGCGGCUGGUGGCAGACAAGCUUAUUUUCCACAACUCUUGCUUCUGUUGCAAACACUGCCACACCAAACUCAGCUUGGGCAGUUAUGCUGCACUGCACGGUGAAUUUUACUGCAAACCUCACUUUCAACAGCUGUUUAAGAGCAAAGGCAACUACGAUGAGGGGUUUGGCCGUAAACAGCACAAGGAGCUCUGGGCCCACAAGGAGGUGGACUCAGGCACCAAGACAGCCUGAGAUCCCUCUAACAUCUGUUCCCUCCCCGUACAUGAUCUACAGCUGGCCAGUGGCAAGGAGGUUGAUCUGGGCUUGUGAGGGGAGCGGGGUGGGAAGGGAUGAGGCUCCCUCAGACAAGUUUCAGGCACAGGGCUCUGCUCCAGGAUUCCUUAACUUUUCCCAUAGGAGGUGGAGGUUUGGGAACCAGAAUUGGAUUUUCACCAUACUGCUUCCUUCAGACCAUCUCAUCUCACCCCAUGGCCCCCUGGGAGGCCCACAAGCCCAGCGUCCCUAUUUAGGUGCCUUUUCUCCAGCAAGGAGUCAGCAUGCCCUCCUCAGGGUCCCAAGCUCCCACACUGCCACCUGGGCCUUGUGCACCCCUACGUCUCCCCAUCUACCUCUGCCCUUAGCCUGGUUCUGAGCCACAGACUGGAGGAGGGAGAGCGCCAUCUGCUGGGCCUCAUAUACACCACCUCAUUGGUGGAGGAGGGGGGCCGGGGGAGAGGCAAGACCCCCCCACAGCCUUGGGAUCUGGGGGCCCCUUGAACCACAAAGCUAAAGCAAAGCUCUUGCUGGAGCCUCAGCUAACAGGGUCGGCAGUAGCUUUGCUCCCCUUCCUCUCCAUUGUUAAUGCUUUUCUGACUGUUGUGACCAACCCUGUUUUAAACAUGUUUAAACAGA